Messenger RNA from Cyphomyrmex costatus, 1311 nucleotides. RefSeq names its product alpha-tocopherol transfer protein-like. Bases 74 to 976 code for a protein of 300 amino acids. Gene Ontology annotation, cellular component: membrane. The record is from RefSeq and is a predicted model, not a curated record. Gene Ontology annotation, molecular function: phosphatidylinositol bisphosphate binding. The transcript is spliced from 4 exons. Lineage: Eukaryota; Metazoa; Arthropoda; Insecta; Hymenoptera; Formicidae.
AUUGAGUUAUCAAACGACAUCUUUUUACACAGAUAGCCACGUAUAUUCAAGGAGUUUAAAUUUGAAGUGAACAAUGGCUUCAAUAAAAGUAUCGUUUGAGGAAGAAUUGAAGAAGAAUCCCGAGUUAAAAGAGUCAGAUAUACAAAUGUUGAGAGAAUGGUGCGAAAAACAACCUCAUCUGCCUAAAAUAUCAGACAGCGAAUUAGCAUUAUUUUUGCAUAGUAAUUAUUACCGACUCGAACCGACGAAAACUACUAUCGACACCUAUUUUACAGUUAGGACUCAUGUACCUGAGUUUUUCUCUAAUCGAGAUCCUAUUAAUAACAAAGAGUUCAAAAAAGCAGCUGAAACGGUAACAGACCAAAUUUUGGAAGGGACUACUAGAGAAGGUUAUAAAAUCCUUUAUGGAAGACUCCUAAAUAACGAACCGUCACAUUUUGUUUACAAUGAUGUAAUGAAAUUAUUUAAUAUGGUGCUCGAUCUAUGGCUCUAUACGGAAGGAACUUGCGAUGGCCAUAUAUUAUUAAUUGAUAUGAAAAACAUUUCGUUUGGACAUGUCGGUCGUUUGAGCCCUAUGGGUUUAAAAAAAUUUCUCUAUUAUUUGCAAGAAGGAUUACCUGUCAGAUUAAGAGGCAUGCAUUUCAUGAAUGCUUCACCGGUAGUAGAUGCCAUUUUGAACAUGAUGAAACCUUUUAUGAAGAAGCAGCUCUUGGAUAUGUUUCAUAUGCAUACUACAAGUGAAACUCUGGCGAGAUUUGUACCGCUGGAAGUUCUUCCGAAUGAAGCAGGCGGUCAAGCUGGUCCUGUACAGGAGCUACAUAAUAAACAAAUAAAAAAAUUAGAAGAUCACAUUGCUUGGUUCCAAGAGGAUGAAGCUAAUCACCGCGUCAAUGAAUCGCUACGACCGGGCAAAGCAAAGACAGCAACGGAUUUAUUUGGCGUUGAAGGAAGCUUUAAGAAGCUCGAAAUUGACUGAUUGAAUUAAUAAUCAGAUCUUCUUCAACACAUCGCGAUAUAUUUAGUUUUAUUUUUAGAAUAUUAUAACAACACUGUUUCCGAAAAUAAAAAUAAGCAAAUCUAAUUCAUAACCGGUUAACAUCAAAUAUAUUCAGGUCUGGCGAUUUAGCUUGUCUGUGAGAGUAGAAAUUUUGGUCAAAGGGGGACAGCGCGAAAUAGGUGAUCAGAGACUACUAAGUAAUAACCUUUUUGGUAAUUAUUUAAAAUAGAGGAGGCAUCCUCUAAUGCUGCACAUAUGUUGUCAAGGUCAUAACCUUGAGUAACCUCCAACAGAUUUUAGCCAUCGCUUGUCCU